This is a messenger RNA of Ilex paraguariensis (yerba mate), 2252 nucleotides long. The record is from the annotation of a GenBank genome assembly. Lineage: Eukaryota; Viridiplantae; Streptophyta; Magnoliopsida; Aquifoliales; Aquifoliaceae.
AGGCACAGAACCACGAGACUUCGAACUCUUUUGGAAAGCACUGGGCAUCGAUCGACCCCACAACCAAUGGCCGACCCAAAAGACGACGAAGACCUCCACACCAUAGCUACCCAACAACGCCUAGAACUCAUGGCCGCCAAAACCCUAGAGUCCGACCUUGAUUUCGCAUUCAAUCUCCAACUCCAAGAAGCCCUUGACGCCUCACUUUCCAUCCAGCCCUCCUCAACCAAUUCACCACCACAACAAUUGGUUCACACCCCUCCAGAGAGCCCCGACUUUUUGAGUUUUGCCGAUUACCAAUCCGAAGAACUCGAGAAAUUCGAACUAGAAGUGAGUGAUCGGAGGAUCUCCGAAGCGGAAUUCAAGAGACUGAGGGAUGAUCUCCACCGUCGGAUUCACGAUCAAGAAGUGGCCCACGAGAUUCAUCGCAUGUCGGAUGACGAGUGGCUGGAAGUUGGAGACAAUUUCGAGCGUCCGUUCGGUGAGGGUAGUUCUAACAGUGUGAAUUCGGAGAUAUUUAGGAUUUAUUUCAAGGGUUUGGUGAGUGAGGAGAUUGUUAAUACCAGUUCUUGGAAGGCGGUGUUGGCCGGAAUCGGCGUCGCGAUUUGUGAUUCGAGGGAUGAAGUGUUUUUUGAACUGAGGAAGCCGCUGAUUGGGAAUGGGAUAAGCCGGCAAUGCGCCGAGCUGAAGGCUUUGCUUGAAGGGUUGAACGCAGCCAUUGCGCUGGAUUUGAAGAGGGUCGUGUUUUAUUGCGAUUACCAUCCUAUAUAUAUGUUUGUUACUGGUCGAUGGUCAGCAAGGCAACGAAAGGUUGCUACAUUGGCCAACCAAGUCUCCAUCCUUCGUAAUAAAUUUACUUACUGCAACCCGCAUUUUGUGGCUCGAAAUGAUAUAAAGCUUGCAUUCAAACUUGCAAGGGAGGCAAUAGUUUCUCAGAUUAAUGGGCCUGCAGAAUCUAGUCAUCCCAGGAGUGUGUACGAGAAUUGUGUGAUUUGUCUCGAAGAUACAGAUGUUGGCAAGAUGUUUUCGAUUGAUGGUUGCUUGCACCGUUAUUGUUUUUCUUGCAUGAAACAACAUGUAGAAGUGAAAUUGCACCAUGGGAUGGAGCCUAAAUGCCCCCAUGAAGGCUGUACUUCAGAACUGAGUAUUGAUAGCUGUAGGAAAUUCUUGACACCUAAAUUGAUUGAGAUUAUGAUGCAGCAAAUAAAAGAAGCUUCCAUUCCUGUUACUGAGAAAGUCUACUGCCCUUAUCCCAAAUGCUCAGUGUUGAUGUCAAAACAUGAAGUUCUAGAAUAUUCUAAGGGUGUAUUUGUUGCGCCUGAAAGAUCUGGAGCCAGGAAAUGCCUAAAAUGCCAGGGUCACUUCUGCAUCAAUUGCAAGGUUCCUUGGCACAGUAAUAUGACCUGCAAUGACUACAAGUGUAAUAAUCCUAAUCCUCCAGAAGAUGUGAAGUUGAAGACUUUGGCCGCAAAUAAUCUAUGGCGCCAGUGUGUAAAGUGCAACCAUAUGAUUGAGCUUGCUACAGGUUGCUUCCACAUGACUUGCAGAUGUGGAUAUGAGUUCUGCUACACUUGUGGAGAUGAGUGGAAAAAUAAGAAAGCAACGUGUUCCUGCCCACUAUGGCAUGAAAAUAACAUUAUAUUCGAUAGAGAUGAUGAGGAUGAGGAUGAUGAUGACUUCGAUGAGGAGGAUGAGGGUGAGGAGUACCAUGAUUCUGAGGAUGAUUACUAUUAUUGAAAGCACAUCUUGUCCUAAAAUUGGAAUUAUUUUGGAAGUUCUGAACUCGACGAAUGCGCAGCAUGAUCCAACCAUCUGGUCCCGGGGUAAAUUGUCCAAUAGCCAUUCUCCAUGGAAAAACCCAUGGAAAGUGUUUGAUGAUGGAUUUGCCAAGCUCCUACUCUUAUGGAGUUCAUGAAGUGUAAUCCUCCAACUAAUUUGUGGGUUUAGUGGAGGAAAAACAUUAAAUUUUAUACAGUAUGAUUUUAUCUUGUUUGGUUACCAUGGGAAAUAAGGAGGAGAAACACAAAUAUGUGGGUGAGUAAGAAUUUCCAGUUCAAGAAAAAAAAAAGGUUGUGCAAGAAUUCAUCUCCAGUCAUCCCACCUUAGAAAAUUCAGUAACCUAUUAUUUUUGGACUUUUCAAAAGAAUAUUAAUUCUCCGUGAAACAUUAUUACUUAAUUUUUUUAUGUAAAGACCAUGAAUUUUAAGAUUGUUGGUUAAAUAUUUUAUCAAUUAUUGAUGUAAUUUUUGAGG